AUCCCUAUGUGGAUCUCACCAUGUUGGAACAACCAUGCAUCCCCCGUCCGUCCCCUCAACCAAAUGGGAGGAGUGUAAUAUCUCUGCUCUGCAAUGUUCCGGUUUCCGCUAAGGAGACACCCCAGUUCGCUAAGGGAGCAGCUAGUGUGCUGUGGUAAGGGGGAGGUUUGGGGAGGCUAAAGGCUGGAUUAAGCAUAGUUAGCAGCCGAGAUGGUGAAUAUAACUAGUAUAGCGACGUUGCUCAAGUGACUGCGUGUGGUCAGGGCGAUAUUAAAACGAUUUUCUCAAGAAAGAUAACAACCUUUUUCAGCAUGGACUCCAUGCACAUAACACACGUCUGAAGUGCACUUGAAUUGUGUGUAUACUCCAAACAAAACUGACCGUGAGUAUAAACUACUUUAUUAUACAGCUCUUCAGAGUGUUCCAAAAAGUUCCGUUGAUUUGAAUGGGCCACCCCAACGUUCGCAGGUCUUGAUAUUCAUAGUUUUCACGGGACGUCAGAAUGCCAGUUGGUGAGCAAGAAAAACAUCCCGCAGCUGUCUAUCACUGGAAUUUUUACAGGAACCGACCACCUUUCAUUCAAGAUCAUUUAAUAUCUCCGCUUUAACAGUGUCUGACUUAGGUAGUAAAAUGCCAGACAGUUGUUGCUCGGUUAGCUGUUCAAUUCGGCGAGGAGACAAGCCCGGAUUGUGUUUUUAUCGCAUUUAAAACCCACCCACGUUGCUGCCAGCCAGAUGAUGUACCGCUUGUUUUCCGCCUUGGGUGUUCUAUUCGGAAUGGCCUCAGCGGACGGCUCUUAUGGCUUAGGGCCGAAGCCAAAGAGGAUAUGUCCUGGGAUGCCAUUCAGUUUUACACUGACAUAUAAGAUAAGCGGAGCAGACUUGAUGUUCUACAAGAACGGGGUUGAGAGGAAGGUUGCCACUACCAAGGAGAUUAUAGACCCCCAGUUUCGGCUCAAUGGCACUGUACCUUAUUUACCCGAGGUCAUGAAAACGCAUGAAGGGAAGUAUUAUUGGAAGGCUCCAUCGGUCGAUUUUGAACUGAAUUACAUCAGACUAAUUCUGAAAGACUGCAGUGUUCGUCAAAAUGUGGUGUACGGUGAGGAGUUGGCCUUAAAUGUGCCGGCGGACGCGUCUGUGUUGGAGUUCACCCCUCACCUCUCAGACCAACACUCCGUCCUGUGGAGACGGAUACACAGAGGGGGGGACGAGGAAGCAAGGGGCGCGGUUAAGGACGGCCGCUGGACAGCACAGAGGAUGACCCAAGCGGAUCAGGGGCGCUACACUUUACUCAGGGAGAGUGGUGGCCAGAUCUCCAGCACUGUGGUCUCUGUUGAAGAACUCCAAAUACAUGCUCACGUGGCUGAUGACGACGUCAGAGAUCACUGGAGAACUGAUGUUAAUAUCUCUGCACGGGAGGCUGUAGUCACUUACUUUACGGCUUUCGGGGGUGAGCAUGUGCUCUUCCGAGACGGCAUGGAGACUGAUGAGGGCUUCGACAUUUUUGGAAAUCGUAUCACACUCCAAAAGUCAACGCUCCAAAAGUCAACUUUCAGCAUCAGCAAAGCGCAGCCAAGUGACGCAGGACGAUACGAGAUCCAUGACAAGAAUGGACAUCUGGCCAUCUCACUGUAUCUGGAGAGAGACCCUGAGUUUGAUCUUAAGAGUUUAGCCACUCCCCUUGGCAUAUCUGCGGGCGUGCUGGCAGGACUGCUGUGCUGUUGCUGGUGCUGUUGCAAGUGCUGUAGUGAUGACGACGGUGACAAGACUGAGUCCGCCGCUGCUUCUCCAGACACCGAGCAACUCGCCCACGUCCAUGAUCCCAGUGAGAUGUCUGGACCCGGCGACCCCUUGCAACCUCCAUCAUCUGCUCCCUCUUCAGGUGACACCAAUGAACUAACGGCCUCCAUGGCGUACCCCCCCAACCCCUGGGAGAACAGUCCACCUCCUUACUUUCCUGACCCAGCGUCAAGGCCACACAGCAUAGUGGUCCCCGUGGAGCCCAGCGUCCCUGAGUGGGUUCCAAGCGUCCCUGAGUGUGUUCCCAGCGUCCCUGAGUGGGUUCCCAGCGUCCCUGAGUGUGUUCCCAGUCCGUACAGUUCAGCAGCUCCCACUGCUCCUCCUGAGGCUCCUGAUGGAGGAGGAGGAGGUGAUCGUGGUGCUCCCACCGCCCCUUCUGCACCCCCCGACCCUGGUCUGCGGUACCAGUCGAGAGCCUGGGGUAGUGGCCAGGAUGACUUUCUCUCCAGCUCUCCUCUCUGCAUGGACAGCGCCACCGACAGCUGCACCUUCACCUCAAACAAUCUCAACUUCUAGACCGAUGCGUUCCGUUGACAACUCGGGAUCGAUGGAGCAUUUUCACACGCAGUGCGCUGUGACUUGUGUUGCGUCCUACUGACUGGUACGCUGUGAUUUAGACACGUAGUUUCACGCUCAAAGGCAACGCGCACUACUUCAUUUGCACUGGGCCUGUUCUGCUGCAGUGCUGGAGUGGAUCUGUCAAUACCACAGACUCUCACGCCAUCCAAAGGGCCACCAUCUUUCUUUGACCUGUUACUCUGUGUCUAAUGUCUGUGAGUCUGUUCGUGUCUGCUAGUGUCUUAUGUCCCUAUCUCAUGUAAGUAGGCCAUUUCAUGUAUCCUUUUCUUAGCUUGCUAGAAUUGGUAGCAAUGCAAGUCUGUGUUAUUUUACAUAUUUAUCACACAGGAUUGUAAUGUUCUUACUGCCUGAUCAGGUCCAAUCUCAUUCACAAGCCUUGGUGUUUUUUUGUGUCUUUUUAUGUAUGCGAUUUUAUCUCACUUUGUUGUAACUUUAUAAUGGUGGAUAAUGAAAAGACAUUUUCAGUCCCAAACGUGCUCUAAAUGCCUAUGUAAGGCCUUCAGUAUCCAAAAGUGGCCUUAUCCUAUCUCAGUGCAAUUAAUCAUGUUGUUGUUUAUUUCUGUUUACACUGUAACACCCUGAAACCAUUACUAUGUUUACAAAUGACUAUUUAACACUUUAACACAAAGUAACAGUCUGGGGCGGUCAACUCAUUUUGAAUGAUAUUAUACUGUCUAGGUUUGGUGUACACCCUGAUUAAAAAGAUGACCCCCCCCCCACCACCAUCACCAAAUGUCAUGUCAUUACAUAAUUCACUCUGCAUGAAAUCUUUCCACAUGUAUUUAGAUGUAAGCCAUUAUGUGAAAGUGCCACAAAUUACAGCCAUGUUUAGAUAUUGGUAGGUUUCACGUACAAGCCAUAUAAAUGGAUCCCCUCAUGUAGUCUCAGAUAACAUUAGACUUAAUUGUUGGCUUUUGUCUACAGCCACAACAAGAUGUUUGGAGCCAGGCAUAUUAGCAUUUUGAUUGCCAUGGUCAAGCUAGACCCCCACCUGCCUGGCAUUCACACACCCCUAUACCCCUUUCCUUACAUGCCCCUACCUCACACCUUGAACUAGGACAUACCCACCCCCUCUCCUUAUUCUUUACACCUAACACAGAACUUCCUCCCCAGACCUGAAGGUAAUCGUUUAUGCCAUUUUUUAGUAUGUUAAUUAUGUAGUCCUAUAAGGGAUACAUUUUUUUUUUUAACAAACAAACAAACAAGGCUGACUCACGUCAGUUUUUUUAUUGCACAAGCGACACACACGUGGUUAUGGAGAAGACACAGGACACACACACACACGCAGGCCUCAGGUCACUGUGAAUGUAAUCUCUGCCUUUAACCCAUCCCGGACUGUCCUUCCUCCAGGACCCCAGGAGCAGUGGGCAGCUUUUCAGCGCCCGGGGACCAAGUGAACCGUCUGUCUUGGUCAGGACGGACAGGAGAGUGUUCUGUUCUUUUUGCAUGUUUUUCUGUUGGGGUUCUUAGUGGAGGAAACCCCUUGUGAACACGUGGAGAACAUGCAAACUCCACACAUAAUUAUGUUACCAUUCAUAAGAGGGCGGCAAAGACAGUGGAAGAUAACCGCUAACUUGUAACUUGUUGCUGUGAGUUAGAAAUUCCGAGGCUAAAACUUUGUUGGAAUAAACAGAUUCUUUCUAA
Clupea harengus (Atlantic herring) is the source of this 4022-nucleotide messenger RNA. RefSeq lists its product as uncharacterized. The transcript is spliced from 13 exons. NCBI's taxonomy places the organism in Eukaryota, Metazoa, Chordata, Actinopteri, Clupeiformes, Clupeidae. Bases 735 to 2315 code for a protein of 526 amino acids. The record is from RefSeq and is a predicted model, not a curated record.